GGCUUGCUGUUGGUCUGGAUCCACAAGGCUAUGGGAACCCUGAUUUCUGCUGGUUGUCUGUUCAUGACACCCUUAUCUGGAGUUUCGCUGGGCCCAUCGUAAUUGUUGUAGUUAUAAACACUGUCAUCUUUAUACUAGCAAUGAAAGCAUCAUGCGGACGAAGGCAACGUUCAUUUGAAAAAACUGGAGUCAUCUCUGUGCUGCGAACGGCACUCCUGCUCUUGCUGCUCAUCAGUGCCACGUGGCUGCUGGGGCUGAUGGCGGUGAACAGCGACGUCAUGACGUUUCACUAUCUCUUUGCCAUUUUCAGCUGCCUGCAGGGGCUGUUCAUUUUCUUCUUCCACUGCGUAUUUAACAAAGAAGUCAGGAAGCACUUGAAGAACACUUUAACUGGGAAGAAACCUCUUCCAGACGAUUCCACUGCAACAAGAGCCACAUUAUUAACUCGAUCUCUGAACUGUAACAACACGUAUAUAGAAGAGCCAAAUAUGUAUCGCACAACUCUCGGGGAAUCCACUGUCUCCCUAGAAAGCACCGUCAGGUCAGCCAAGAGCCACAAUAGCUACCUUGCUUAUAUUCUCAGGGAUGAGGCUGCUCAUAAGCUAAGUGGAUCCUCAAGUCAAGCAAGGGCUGGUCAGACUGAAGCAGAUUCCUCCAUUUUUCAUAGGAAUCCAUCAAAAUCCAAUGAGCACGACUCAGACUCUGACAGCGAACUGUCCCUUGAUGAACACAGCAGCUCUUACGCCUCUUCCCAUUCAUCGGACAGUGAGGAUGAUGGGCUCGAGACAGAGAAAAAGUGGAAUACAUCUACUUCCAAAAAUAAUGAACGUGGCCCACUCCACAGCACACCCAAAGAGUGCGUAACAGCCAGCGAUGGUGAGGACCCCAGCGGGAAACAGAAACUCAAAGUCGAGACCAAGGUCAACGUAGAGCUUCACAGGGAAAACCAGGUGAACCACAGCAACGAAGCACCGCAGGACAAGGAGAACGAAGGACAGCAGAAGGAGAACAGACCUCUCUCCCACCAGAAUAACCAGCAGCCAGAGCAGAGGAAAGGCAUCUUAAAAAAUAAAGUCACCUACCCUCCCCCGCUGGUGGAUAAGAAUAUGAAGAAUCGACUGCGGGAAAAGCUGUCGGAUUACAAUCAGACCACAAUCUCAUCCAGGACUACAUCUCUGGGGACAAAUGAUGGGGUCCGCUCUCCCUCGGACUCAGGGGUGACAGUAAAAAAUGCUCGGAGGGAGCAGUCUCGAGACCAGCUCAACGGCAUGGCCAUGAAUGUCCAUGUGGGAACAGGACAUGCUGACACCUCAGACUCAGAGUAA
Leptosomus discolor (cuckoo roller) is the source of this 1325-nucleotide messenger RNA. The record is from RefSeq and is a predicted model, not a curated record. Lineage: Eukaryota; Metazoa; Chordata; Aves; Leptosomiformes; Leptosomidae.